This is a messenger RNA of Zootoca vivipara (common lizard), 2204 nucleotides long. RefSeq names its product N-myristoyltransferase 2 (gene NMT2). Gene Ontology annotation, biological process: N-terminal peptidyl-glycine N-myristoylation. Gene Ontology annotation, cellular component: cytoplasm. Lineage: Eukaryota; Metazoa; Chordata; Lepidosauria; Squamata; Lacertidae. Gene Ontology annotation, molecular function: glycylpeptide N-tetradecanoyltransferase activity. The record is from RefSeq and is a predicted model, not a curated record.
CUUCCCCCCGUGAUGGCGGAGGACAGCGAGUCCGCCGCCAGCCAGCAGAGCCUCGAGCUGGACGACCAGGACACCUGCGGCAUCGACGGCGACAAUGAAGAGGAGACGGAGCACUCCAAAGGAAGUCCUGGAGGAGACUUGGGAGCGAAAAAGAAGAAAAAGAAACAGAAGCGAAAAAAGGAAAAGCCCAAUUCCGGAGGUACCAAAUCAGACUCUGCAUCUGACUCCCAGGAGAUUAAAAUUCAGCAACCUUCAAAAAAUCCAGCCAUUCCAAUGCAGAAACUGCAAGAUAUUCAGAGAGCCAUGGAGCUCCUCUCAGCAUGUCAGGGCCCAGCAAAGAACAUUGACGAGGCGAGCAAACGUAAAUACCAGUUUUGGGAUACACAGCCUGUACCCAAGCUUAGUGAAGUUAUUACAUCUCACGGCGCAAUUGAGCCCGAUAAGGACAACAUCCGCAUAGAGCCAUAUUCUUUGCCACAGGGUUUCACAUGGGACACUUUGGACCUGAGCAACGCCGAAGUCCUCAAGGAGUUGUACAUGCUGCUAAAUGAAAACUAUGUAGAAGAUGAUGAUAAUAUGUUUAGAUUUGACUAUUCACCAGAGUUUCUCUUGUGGGCUCUGCGGCCUCCAGGCUGGCUUCCGCAAUGGCAUUGUGGUGUCAGAGUAUCAUCCAAUAGAAAAUUGGUAGGGUUCAUAAGCGCCAUUCCUGCACACAUACGGAUUUAUGAGAGUGAAAAGAAAAUGGUAGAAAUUAAUUUUCUGUGUGUCCAUAAAAAACUGAGAUCUAAGCGAGUCGCACCGGUCCUGAUUCGCGAAAUAACCAGGAGAGUAAACUUGGAAGGGAUCUUUCAGGCAGUUUACACUGCAGGAGUGGUACUUCCCAAACCUGUAGCAACUUGCAGGUAUUGGCAUCGAUCCUUGAAUCCCAGAAAAUUGGUAGAGGUGAAAUUUUCUCAUUUGAGUAGGAAUAUGACUUUACAGAGAACGAUGAAGCUUUACAGACUUCCUGAUGCCACAAAGACUUCAGGUUUGAGACCAAUGGAACGAAAAGACAUUAAAGCGGUGCAAGAAUUAAUCAACAAUUACUUGAAGCAGUUUAACCUCGCUCCUGUUAUGGACGAAGAAGAAGUGUCCCACUGGUUCCUGCCUCAGGAUCACAUUAUUGAUACCUUUGUUGUAGAGAGUUCAAAUGGUGUUUUAACCGACUUUCUGAGUUUCUACACGUUACCUUCGACGGUCAUGCACCAUCCUGUUCACAAAAGCCUCAAAGCAGCCUACUCCUUCUACAAUGUUCAUACGGAAACCCCUCUCUUGGAUCUCAUGAACGAUGCACUCAUUAUAGCAAAGCUGAAAGGAUUUGAUGUGUUCAAUGCACUAGACUUGAUGGAAAACAAAACAUUCCUGGAAAAACUGAAGUUUGGCAUCGGAGACGGCAACUUGCAGUAUUACUUGUAUAACUGGAGGUGUCCUGGCAUGGACUCUGAAAAGGUCGGUCUUGUAUUACAAUAAUGAGGAAGGACACUUGUAUUUAUAGUUCUCGGAAGUAAUCAUCUGGGCUGAUGGAAGCUCUUGGAUCGGUCCCGUUCCAAGAGGAGAGAAGCACAAAGGCUGGUGAACUUUAAAAUAAUCCUUUGAACCUUGGGGCCAUGCGGAGGGGGCGUGACAGACCCAUGCCUGACCAAUCCUUCAGCUCAGCUCGGACCAGAGAGAAAAACCUUUUACUGUUUUGUCGAUGAAACGAAAUAAAAGCACAUUUCUUUUAAUUUCCAACGCUUAGCUCGCAUCUUGAUGGAAAAGGGUUCUCUCCUUUUUUUUUCCUUCCCCUCCCCUGCGUGAAAGACUGUUUUUUGUACAACCAACUCGAUUGCAGUGGUGGAAUAGAGUACAAAUUCUUUACUGUUAAUGUGACUGAACUGCUGCAUUUCUAUUUAUUAAGUGGUAGUGUACAUUUAUCAAUGUAACAAAAUGAAGGAGCCGAUUUUGAGUGUUUCUGCUUAUUUUCCAUCACGUGGAUGUCAUCGCCGGAAGGAGGAAAUUCUUGGGGAGUAUUAUGACUGUCUGUUAGGAAACAUGGAAAACCUUGGAUGUAUUUUGUAACUGUGGAGUGGUACGGGAAAUGCACUGGCCUUGACUAGUGCAUUUGUUUCUCCAUAAGCAAUGCUGCCAAAUCAAUAAAAUAAAAAAAUUACAGAUUUGUACUUCGA